CCGGGUUUUUUUGUUAUGUUUUUUUUGGCCAUCACCUUCCUUCAGACACGAAACGUAAAAUCUGAAUCUCUCUCUCUUUCGCUGUCCGAUUCCGACAGAUAGAGAGAGGAAGAGAAGGGCGCGAAACAGAGAGAGAGAAGAAGGACGAUCCAGAUAUGGAGGAUCCUUCGAACCCAAAAUCAAACCAGAGCAAUCUCCCACAAUGCCCUCCUUUAGCCUCAGCUCCGACGUCGGCUCCAUUUCGUGGCCCGUACCACCGGAGAGCACAUUCGGAGGUUCAAUUCCGCCUCCCUGAAGAUCUGGAUCUGUCUGAACCAUUCGGAGGAUUCGACGAGCUUGGAUCCGAAGAUGACCUCUUCUGCUCAUACAUGGACAUAGAGAAACUUGGAUCCGGAUCCGGAUCCGCAUCCGAUUCGGCUGGUCCAUCAGCUCCUAGGUCCGAUAACGUGUUUUCAGCUGAAAAUGGAGGCGCGGAGGCUGGGAAUUCGAGACCGAGACACAGACACAGCCUCUCCGUUGAUGGGUCUUCGAGUUUGGAAUCAAUUGAGGCCAAGAAAGCUAUGGCCCCUGACAAACUCGCCGAGCUUUGGGUCGUCGACCCUAAGAGAGCUAAAAGGAUAAUUGCUAACCGACAGUCUGCUGCUCGUUCGAAAGAGAGGAAGGCUCGAUAUAUUUUGGAGCUCGAGAGGAAAGUUCAGACCUUGCAAACUGAAGCUACUACCCUCUCAGCACAACUGUCUUUGUUUCAGAGAGACACAACUGGUUUAUCAUCUGAGAAUACAGAGCUCAAGCUUCGCUUACAGGUCAUGGAACAACAAGCUAAGUUGCGAGAUGCACUGAACGACCAACUGAAAAAGGAAGUUGAAAGGCUCAAAUUCGCCACUGGAGAAGUCUCACACGCUGAUGCUUAUAACCUCGGAAUGGCACACAUGCAAUAUCAGCAGCAGCCACAACAAUCCUUCUUUCAACAUCAUCAGCAACAAACUGAUGCUCAAAACCUGCAACAGAUGACUCAUCAGUUUCAUCUCUUCCAACCCAACAACAACCAAAACCCAAACACAUCCUCUCGCCCAAACCCUCCCACCGCUCACCAGCAUAUGCAUCACGCUAAUUCUAAUGGCCCGGCUCAAUCUCAUUCCUAUUCAGAAGCAAUGCAUGAAGACCCUCUUGGCCGGUUACAGGGGCUUGACAUUAGCAGCUGUGGCAGAGGCUCAAACUUUGGUAGGUCUGACACCGUCAGUGAAAGCAGCACUACUAUGUAAGGCUGCAUUUUACAGAUUCCGCUUUGUCGAUAAACCUAUUCUUUUGCUCUCCCUUGAAAUCUUUAGCUAAAAAAAGGUAACAGUUCCGUGACCGUCUGAUUCAUUUUUUAUUCUGUAAAACUGGUUUCGCUUUGGGGGUUUUGGGGUUUCGACUUUAGAGACCACAGGUGUUUUUAACUUGUCUGAUAUCUCUGUUUCCUGAUUCAUCUUGUUCUUCCGGGGGAGCUACUGAAGUAUAACCACGUCCUUUUCCUGUUUCUUUAUGUUGUAUCGCUUCCCUAGUUGCUUCUAUAAUCAUCCUGUAAUUGAUGGUUGAAUCUGGAUUUGGAUUGGGAUUUCGCUUUGGCUUGAACCACAUCAGAAAAUGUGUUUUUGUUUUGCUGGUCUCCUAAAUAACUUUUGAGUUA
This is a messenger RNA of Capsella rubella, 1669 nucleotides long. RefSeq names its product bZIP transcription factor 18. Lineage: Eukaryota; Viridiplantae; Streptophyta; Magnoliopsida; Brassicales; Brassicaceae. Gene Ontology annotation, biological process: regulation of DNA-templated transcription. Bases 156 to 1262 code for a protein of 368 amino acids. Gene Ontology annotation, cellular component: nucleus. The transcript is spliced from 4 exons. The record is from RefSeq and is a predicted model, not a curated record. Gene Ontology annotation, molecular function: DNA-binding transcription factor activity.